Ilex paraguariensis (yerba mate) is the source of this 336-nucleotide messenger RNA. NCBI's taxonomy places the organism in Eukaryota, Viridiplantae, Streptophyta, Magnoliopsida, Aquifoliales, Aquifoliaceae. The record is from the annotation of a GenBank genome assembly.
AUGGAUGGUACUGAAGAAUUAGGCUACAAACCUCCGCCAGAAUUUCAGGAGGAUAAAAAGGAGUCACUAGUUGAUCUUAAUCUAACCGACACGACUGAACUUUGGCUCAUUCAAUGGCCGAUUAAUCAUCCUCUUGAUUUUGAUGAGCAAAAAGUUCCACUGAAGCUUCAUCAAAAUGGAGUAUUGGGCACUUUUACGGGUUCAUCUGUAACAGGAAAGUCAUAUGACGUGGUCAGUUUCACAGCCCAAGCUCCAGACGCAACAGUGUUUUUAUCUUCUGCCUCCGACUCAAAAAUUGUUGGAAAGAUUUCGCGAUGUGUUUCGCUUGUCCUUUAG